CUGCCGCGAUUCGGGCCCCGGAGGAGCCAGAGCCGGCGCCGGCGCCAGCGCCAGCGUUGUCGUCAGCAAGCGCCAGAACCCGCCCCCAAGCCAGCCCAGCGGACCCGGGAGAUCAGCUUGUGAUUUGAGCCAAACUCUACGCUCACAGGUCCGUCUUGGCGGCGUCGCAUCCGUUGUGCAAUUGUGCGAAUGGACCGGCCCGCGGUAACACUGCCUGCGCUGGGCCGGCCGCCCAUCCACUCGGUCUCAACAACCCCGAUGCCGAAUUCGGCCGCCGCGUCCACCAUCUACGUGUCACCGCCUUCAUUGCCCCCGCCGCAACAUCAUGAGCUGCGACAGCCCCAGUCUCUUCCGCAAUCCGAUGGGGGCGGUCCCCCACUUCGUCGUGGAGUAAGGAGGACCCCGCGUGCAGAAACCAAGCCCGCCAAGGAGGAGCUCCCGGCAUUAUGGGGCGCUGCGAACCAGGGCGAGCACGCCAGGGCUGCCGCCGGCAGCGGAGUCGGCCAUGGGCCCAACGCCGGGCUUGGCGCCUCGCCCAGCGACCGAGACAGCAGCGCAACGUCUCCGGCCACCACGGGGGAGCCCCCGAAAAAGAAGCAGAAGCGGAACAAGCCGACGCUGUCUUGUUUUGAAUGCGUUGAGAGGAAAACAAAGUGUGACCGAGGCAGACCCCAUUGCCUAGCUUGCAUCAAGCGCCAGACGGACUGCAAAUAUGCCCUUGUUGCCAAUCUACUUGAAGAAACGACCCGGAGCGCGACAAACGGCCGCCGGAUGACAAGGCCGCCCAAGAGGCGGGCUGAGAGCAUGCGACAUACCAUGCCAAACGCGGCUGACCGCGGUUUCGAUGUCGGACGUCUCAAAACCUUGGGCUCGGUCGCCACGUCCACCGGCCUUCUGUCCAAUGUCCCGUACUCUGCACCGGGGUCGUCCAACGUCUUCGGCAUCGGUUCGGAGCAUCCGUUUGCCAACUACUGGACCUGCGAGGGCGGCCUCCCCGAGGUGAUCUCUGUCCUCCCUGACAAGCUGCAGGCCGACAUCUUGAUGCACCGCUACUUCGAGUGCGUCGAUCCGGUGUAUCCCAUGCUUCACCGGCAGACAUUCUACGCCGACUACGAGCACUUCUGGGCUUUGUCCCGGGCCGAGAAAGACCGGUCGGAUGCCGCGUUUGUCGCGCUGAUCUUUGUGAUGCUGGCGCUGGGAACUCAGUUCGUGACGUCGACAUCCCCGAGGGAGAGGAAGCAGACGGCCGAGUUCUACGCAUCGGCAAGCAACCAAGCGCUGCGCAUGUGCUCGUACUUGAGCACCGCUUCCAUCAAGACCAUUCAAGCAAUGGUUCUCAUUACCUACUUCUUGAUCAACGACAACCAUGCCUCGGACGGAUGGGCCUUCGCCGGCAUCCUCAUGCGCCAGGCAUACGCCAUGGGGCUACACCGAGACCCAAACAUUGUGGUCCCCGACGCGCCGCCGUUCGAGAAGCAGCAGCGCCGCAAAGUCUGGCAAGCCGUGCUCCUCCAGGACACGUUCCUCACCGUCCUCCUAUCCCUCCCGCCGAGCGCCACGCACACCGAUGUCAGCGUCGACGACCUCGUCGCGGAUGACUCGUCCAUCGCGUCCGACGACCCCACCGACACGGCCUACAUCCGCGGCUCCUGGACGCUGGCCAACCUGGUGCAGGAGACCAUCUGCAGCCCGCGCUCGCUCGACGUGCCCAUCUGCACGACCGCGCGGCACAAGUCCAAGCUGAUCGCCGACUUCCGGGCCGUGUACCGCUCGUUCCCGGACGUGUUCCGCUCCUGGGACCCGGACGCGCUGGCGCAGCUGGCGCAGACCAACAAGCGCGUGGUCCGCCAGACGCUGUUCCUGACCAGCAACUACUUCCACAACCUGAUGCUCGUGCACGCCUCGGAGAGCCGCGACGUGCCCGUCAACGUGCGCGGCACCCUCGAGGCCGCCCACGACGCCAUCACCGCCUUCUUCGUCCUCUUCGCCCUCUUCGAGGCCGAGGCCCGCGUCUGGUGGGUCUUCAACCACCGCGCCUUCCUCGAGGCCCUCUGCAUCGGCAACGUCCUGCGCGAGGCCGCCCGCGAGCCCGGCGGCGAGGAGGCCAUGGCCAAGGACCCGCUGUUUGUCCGGGCCAGGGGGGAUAUUCACCGCAUGAUGCAGAUUAUGCAGAUCAUGAGCGAGGGCGAGCAGGCGUCGGAGACGGCGAGGACCCGCGUGCAGGUGUUGAGAGAGUUCUUGGUCUGAUUUUUGGUGUGGUGGCUGCCGAGUUGGGGGGGUGUCCUGUCGGGCGGGAUGUUGUUGGGUUGGAUAUGAUGGUCGAACUGGUCUUUCUCCGUGUGUGGGCGCGCAACGGACCAUACCGUACGU
Messenger RNA from Thermothielavioides terrestris NRRL 8126, 2370 nucleotides. RefSeq lists its product as uncharacterized. Bases 817 to 2247 code for a protein of 476 amino acids. The transcript has 6 exons. Gene Ontology annotation, biological process: DNA-templated transcription. Gene Ontology annotation, molecular function: zinc ion binding; DNA binding. The record is from RefSeq and is a predicted model, not a curated record. Gene Ontology annotation, cellular component: nucleus. NCBI's taxonomy places the organism in Eukaryota, Fungi, Ascomycota, Sordariomycetes, Sordariales, Chaetomiaceae.